GUUUGUGUGCACGGAGACGUCGUCAGCUAGCACCGCCGACGGAACGCUUAUUAGAGUGAUCGCUGAAAAAUAAUGUGAGGGAUGGAUUGAGAUAUAUUUUUAUAGUAAUGUAUGAGGUUAAUAAUUUAUAAAAGAAGUUCAGGUCAGGACAUCAAUUGUAUUUGAAACGAAAUAAUUCAUUCUUUUAUUUCAAAUUUGCAUCAGACAUAACGUUUGCACCUUUCCGUAUUAUGAAGACAUUAGUCACAUUUAAUUCGAUCUUUUGGAACAUUUUAUUAAAUAUUCCACUGCCGUAAUGUUGCUUUAUUUGAAGAAAAGCAGAUUAUUUUCGGUAUUGUUUUUAUUUGACAAAUCCGUCCCAGUACAUGAAUUAGUGUGAAAGGGCGCGGAAGGCAGGUGGGGGUGCCAGUCGCCGCCCUCCACCGACGAGACCACACAGUCGCAAACAAACAUCAAUCGUUGAGUCGUACAGCCUUUAAGGCGCUAGCCCCGUGGGACGGACUUCCUUGUCGGAUGAGACGAACAUACAUGGACACAAUAUUAAUGUUGAAGACGAGAAGAACGAACAUCGGUAAAUAUGAACAAUGGAAGGGCUGAUGCUUCAACUUCCACUGAAGAUGUAAAAGACAGGCCGCUGUGCUUGUUCUAUUUCACACACCCGUUCGGCGUCCUGUCUCCGGAGCCCCCCACAGUGACAAUUGCCCCCACACACGUGGCCCGCACCUUCGUGGACAUGCAGCCCGCGCCGUCGUUCUGGAGCGCCUCCUCCUCUCCGGGAUACGAUACCUCCGUCACCUCCACUAGACCCAGCUACGACCUGGGAGACGCCACCGUCCAUAGAAAUCCCAUUAACGUAAUAAGAAACUACGGUCUUGACUAUAGAAGACAAUCCGUUUCUUCUUCUUUCUUUUCGAGCGAUAUUUGGUUCAGUUCUAGUGCGAGCUCACGGAUACAAGAUGAAAGACGUGUCAUACCUUACAACAGGAUACUACCGCCGUUGCGGCUUCCUUCACCUAGAGAUCUAGGGUUAGAUUUAGAGAGCUCUGCGGAUGUAUGGCCGAAAAGAAAACUCCACCCCGGAAAGUUUUCUUUGCCCCCAAUAGAAAUGCCAGCGAGUCCAUUGACAUGUGCAGAUGACUUAUUUGGCGAAAAAGUGUCAGUGAGUGAGAGUGAAUCUGUGAAGAGACACAAGCGAGUGUUCGGCGUAAAGAAAAACAGGAGAAGAGCGCGGUUAGGAAGUGUGAGGAGAAUGAUCACGUGCCUCAUGAAGAGGAGUCUCGCAGUGCUGCUGCUGCGUGCCGCUGCGGCCGAGUCUCGUCAUCAUUUCGUUAGUGGGUCUGCUAUGCGGCGGAGUAUUUCUCUUCUGCUUCACUUCCUACGGGAACAGCAUGCUGGAGGACUGUGGACUGCCGCAGCAGUUCGCUAA
Messenger RNA from Danaus plexippus (monarch butterfly), 1426 nucleotides. RefSeq lists its product as uncharacterized. NCBI's taxonomy places the organism in Eukaryota, Metazoa, Arthropoda, Insecta, Lepidoptera, Nymphalidae. The record is from RefSeq and is a predicted model, not a curated record. The coding region runs from base 578 to 1426 and encodes 282 amino acids. The transcript is spliced from 3 exons.